Messenger RNA from Uranotaenia lowii, 2424 nucleotides. Its product is annotated as integrator complex subunit 4-like. NCBI's taxonomy places the organism in Eukaryota, Metazoa, Arthropoda, Insecta, Diptera, Culicidae. The transcript has 3 exons. Gene Ontology annotation, biological process: snRNA processing. Gene Ontology annotation, cellular component: integrator complex. The annotation marks the transcript as partial. The record is from RefSeq and is a predicted model, not a curated record.
CAAACAUUCGUUGCCAGAAUAUCCGCAAAAGUGGCUCCAGUUGUUUUACUAUUUUUGCGGUUUUUUCGUUAACAAAACACUUAAAAAAUGGCACUAGCGAUGAAAAGACCUCUUCCGGAGCCAACGCAAACCAUAAUGGAACCGGCACCGGCGGUGGUAACUCAGCAGCUGUUGGGACCAUCAACGAGCAGCAACACGGCCCGCAUCUACAAGCGUAUCCGGUUGACGGCCCGCAAAACCGUUGGCGUUCCGGUUUCGAUUCUGGCCUACGUCAAUCUUCUGGAAGAUGCCAGCAAUAGCAAUGACGCGUUGCAGAUUUUGAUAAAAAUCUCGGACGCGAUGCAAUUCGACGAGAGCGAAUUCCCGGAAGCGGUCCGCAAGCUGGUGGAGCAUUUUCAGCGGGAACCGGAAUCUGCGGUGCGAGUUAAAAUACUGGCUCUGUUUGGUGAUUUGGCAGCCGAAACGGGAAUCGAUUGCCCGGGGCUGAUUGAUGAGGUGAUCGGGUUGCUCAAACAGGAACCAUCGGCUAAGGUUAUUUCGCAAGGGUUGCAUACGUUGGCUAGGAUUGGCCGGGCCAUCGUUCCGUCGGUGGCUUACAUCAAUAAGAUGGUGUUUUUUGCCAAGAGCAAGCUGUUUUCGCCUAGUUACAACGUACAGAGGCAUGCUAUUCUGCUGCUCGGAUUAUUUGUGCUGGUUUCGGAUGCAGAAAAAGAAAGUUUGGAGCUGGUGGGGAAGUAUACGGAUUCGUCAGAUGCCAGGGUGAGGGCACAGGCUUUCCGAUCGAUGCUGACGUUGGGUGAAAGAGGAGUUGAGCUACCAGCUGCUUUGUAUGCAAGGGCAUGUCGCUCACUGACAGACGAUUAUGAAUGCGUUAGGAAAGAAGCAUUGCAAAUGAUAUUUGAACUGGGCCAGAGGCAUCCCGAAGAGCCAAUCAAGGUUCCGGAUUCAGAUCAGGAGAUUCGAUUGGUUGAUGAUGCUUUCGGAAAAGUUUGCAAUGCGAUUUCAGAUCUGUCGCUACAUAUAAGGACGCAAGCAGCUGAGUUGCUGGGAGAGAUGACUUUAGUUAGCGAUAAGUUUCUUCAUCAAACUUUAGACAAGAAGUUGAUGAGCAACAUGCGAAAGAAGAAAAGUUUGCACGAACGCAAUGCAGAACAUUUUACAAGCGGUGAAUGGUCCAGUGGUAAAAAAUGGGCAGAUGAUGCCCCGAAGGAGCUUGUAAAUGCAGAUUCGGUGUCUCUGAUGGCUUCAGGUGCUUGUGGAGCUUUAGUACAAGGACUGGAGGAUGAGUUCAUGGAAGUCAGAACAGCUUCCGUCAACUCAAUGUGUAAAUUGGCUCUGAAGAAUCCUUUAUUCGCAGUCACGUCUUUGGAUUUCUUAGUGGACAUGUUUAACGAUGAAAUCGAAGAUGUUCGACUUCGAGCAAUCUACAGCUUGACUGCAAUUUCGAAACAUAUAAUCUUGAGAGAAGAUCAGCUAGAAACCAUGUUGGGCGCCUUGGAAGACUAUUCAGUUGAGGUACGAGAAGGUCUUCAUCUGAUGUUGGGAGCUUGUAAAGUGUCAACAAAAAAUUGUCUUUCACUGGUGGUGCAGAAAAUCCUGGACGUUCUUUUAAAGUACCCCGAAGAUCGACUCUCUACUUUCGGGUGUAUGCAAAGAGUCGGACAAAAACAUCCUGAAAUAUGUAUGAUCCUCACUCCAAAGUUGCUUCAGGAUCAUCCUUUCUUUGAUAGUGCCGAGAGAGAUGUUGAAGACCCCUCGUAUGUCUGUGUCCUAAUCAUGUUGUUUAACGCAGCUCAACAUCUUCCCCCGAUGUUAAGCCUCUUCCCGGAGACAAUCGUCAAACAUUACGCCUAUCUCCGUGACACAAUGCCAAAUUUUGUACCCCCUCUAAACAUCGGUGGAAGAUCGAUAGAACUCAAACUUACCGGAUCAACAGGCUCCCGGCAAUUCCUUGAGACUCUCCUCCACAAUGUCCAACUUUCUUACACAGCACCUCGAUCCCGUUUGGACCUCCUAAAAACAGCUCAAGAAAAUCUCGAUCGACUAGCAGAAAUCGAUCCUGCUUUUUCAGGAACCGCAAACUUCACAGCAGUCUUUCUCGGAACACAACUACUGAUGGAACAACUUCACGAGGCCACCACCGGACAACCGACCCAAACUCCACUCAAAGAUUCCUUGACCCAGCUCAUUCGCAAGUGUCUCAAGUUACAGAACCUCUUUUCCCACCUAACCCUAGACGAUCAACUGCUGGUGAAACAGAUCUGUCUCCGGGCCAGUGCUCUCAAUCUGGUGCUGGUGGUCAAAGAUCGAUCGCAGAGUGCCCUGGGGCCCUGUCAGUUGUUGCUACACAUAGCUGCCGAUGCCAGUAGCUUCCUGCAGGAGAACAGCACCCUGGUAGCGGACUCGUUUACCAGUGCACUGCUA